AUGAUAUUCAAUAUACUAUCUACUCUGUUGGCCGCAAAUGCCAUUAUUUUCUCAAUCGCAACAGCUGAAGUUAAACCUUAUGAAAAAAUUGCUUUUACAAAUGUUGGAUUUGAUGGUACAUACUUUCCGGUGAAAAAACUUUCUAACAUCGACAGUGAAACAAAAUGUACUUGUGAAGUUGCAGAUAAAGUGUGGUUUUCUGGUGUUAAUGCACCAUUAUCUGAUUAUCUUUCUGUUCACAUGCGUGGACCUUUAUCUUUAUUCAAGUUUGCAUUUUAUAGUAGCCCUUCCUUCAUUGUGAAUAACGACAGAUCUUCUCAAGAUUGGACUCGUCAAGCCUAUUAUGAUGCUAACUCCCAGACUAGCGAAAACAUUACAUUUUUAGCCAAGGCUGGUAACGAUUCUCCAUGUUUAGGUAAGGCUUUAGUAUAUGCUGCUUCUGAUGGUAGAUCUGCAGCUUCCAAAUCAACUAUUUUAAGCAGUGACAAUAAAUUGAGUUCCGAUCAAGAAUAUGUUAUUUAUUCCAACGUUUCUUGUCCUAAAUCCGGUUUAGACAAGGGAUGUGGAGUUUAUAGAAAUGGUAUCCCAGCAUACUAUGGUUUUGGUGGUGUUACGAAAAUGUUCCUUUUUGAAUUUACUAUGCCAACCGAAACAGCUAAAAACAGCAGUAGCUUUGAAUACUAUGAUAUGCCAGCAAUUUGGCUAUUAAACGACCAUAUUGCUAGAACCUCUCAAUACCCAACUAAUGAAAAUUGUUCUUGUUGGGCAAGUGGUUGUGGUGAAUUUGAUAUCUUUGAAAUCAUGAACGGUACCGAAAAGAACCACUUAUAUUCGACUUUCCAUACUUAUCAAGGAAUUGAAGAUUUAGCCAUCGGUAUUCAAUCAUAUGGUUACAUUCCAAGAGAUACUAAAAAUACUAUGAAGGGCGGUGUUUUGUUUGAUUCUGCAGGCAAUACAAUAUCCUUCAUGUCUGAUGAUAUCACUUUUAAUAGUACCUAUGCAGUUGCUGAUAUUAACCGUGUGUUAUCUUCUAUCCCUGUUAACGAAACUUACUCUAGCCAACUGUUGAGUGUUGAUGUCACUGCACCAACCAGUACGUCGAAAUCAAACGCAGUAUCUAUACUAAGAAUCUCCAAUGGUAUUUGGUAUUAUAUAAUAACACUCUUUACCGCAAUGGCACACUAUAUGUUCUGA
Messenger RNA from Arxiozyma heterogenica, 1194 nucleotides. RefSeq names its product Toh1p (gene TOH1). The record is from RefSeq and is a predicted model, not a curated record. Lineage: Eukaryota; Fungi; Ascomycota; Saccharomycetes; Saccharomycetales; Saccharomycetaceae. Bases 1 to 1194 code for a protein of 397 amino acids. Gene Ontology annotation, cellular component: fungal-type cell wall. The transcript has a single exon.